AUGGAGAAAACGGGGGAACGAAAUGAGAAUGAAGAGAAGGUAAAUCAGAAGGAGGAAGAGGGAACAAAAGGUACAGGGAACACUCAUGCUGUAGCUAAAUGCCACGAUGUCCAUUUUAAUCUGACGCACAGCCAAUCUCAGCGUGCCACGAUA
This is a messenger RNA of Candidula unifasciata, 153 nucleotides long. The record is from the annotation of a GenBank genome assembly. Lineage: Eukaryota; Metazoa; Mollusca; Gastropoda; Stylommatophora; Geomitridae.